Messenger RNA from Bipolaris maydis ATCC 48331, 507 nucleotides. RefSeq lists its product as uncharacterized. Lineage: Eukaryota; Fungi; Ascomycota; Dothideomycetes; Pleosporales; Pleosporaceae. The record is from RefSeq and is a predicted model, not a curated record.
AUGAAGGCCUUCUUCUUCCUCGCCCUCCUGGCUCCUGUCUUCGCCUUGCCAGCAAACCAAGACUGCAACUCUGGAAAAGCCGCUGCAGUCAUUGGCGGCGGCGGCGCCGCCAACGCCACCUGCGCAGCAACAAAAGCCCAACUCGAAAAAGGCAUUCAAGACAACCUCAACAUCCAAGCCCAAGAGCUCCAAGGCGUCAAAACCCUCCAAGCCCAACUCGGCACUGCAGAAUUCAAGACCACGCAAGCCAAAGUCCUCAACAUCCAACAACGCGGCAUCGAGAUCCGAGCCAACAACCAGAAACUCGCCAAGGAAAUCUCGAGCCCGGCGCUCGACGGGCUCAAUAUCGUCCAGGGCGCGCAGAUCACGGAGCAGGAUCAGGUUAAGGGGUUGAAGAACCAGGCGGCGACGGACACGGAUACAUUGAAUACGUUGGUGCAGGAGGUUACUGAUGGAACGGCGCAGAAUCAGAAGAAUCUUGCUGCGGCGAAGACUACGAACUGUUAG